This is a messenger RNA of Acanthochromis polyacanthus (spiny chromis), 5191 nucleotides long. It is a transcript of the gene c19h10orf90, whose product is annotated as chromosome 19 C10orf90 homolog. Gene Ontology annotation, biological process: regulation of centriole replication. The transcript has 12 exons. Lineage: Eukaryota; Metazoa; Chordata; Actinopteri; Pomacentridae. The coding region runs from base 387 to 3065 and encodes 892 amino acids. Gene Ontology annotation, cellular component: cytosol; centriole; centrosome. The record is from RefSeq and is a predicted model, not a curated record.
AAAGUCACAUGGCCUGGAUAGAGGCUUGAGGAUAGCGAUGCCUCAUCAUCAGCCACCAACCACGAGAUCACAGGGAAGAGGAGAAACAGGGGGGAAUUCAGCAAAGAGGAUUUCCAAAGCAACCCGCCCAUCCCUCUGUCUCUUCCCAUCUUCCUUUCUGCACUGAAUGUUGUGCUCAGUAACUCUUUUGUUCGCAACAUUGCUACAUGCCUGAGUGGAGACAGUACCCAGUAGCACCUACUUUAUGUCAAGACAGAGAGUGUUUGCUUCUUAAAUGCCAGGACUGAGGAGGGUUGGAGGCGAGUACAAAAUGAUUUGUCAGUAACUGGGCUUUUAUCGUGGGCUGAAACUUGAGAGCUGUGUGUGGCUACCUGAGCUGCAGAGGGAUGACUCUCCGCAGGCCAGCUGCCCACCUAAGGAGGGCUCCAGGCUGGAGGAGAUCAGGAGAUGAGUCCUACUGGGAGAGCUUAGUAUCAGAGGGGGAGCUUUUACCCAGCGCUCCUCGCCCUCAACGUCCAACUCGGCCCCAAAGCGCCAUCGAAGGAGGCCAACUGGACAGCUGGCUGGAGCAUCUGCAGACAAUGCAGAGCAAACUUAGAACCCCAACUUAUAAUCAAGCACCAGCUUUCAGUGAUCGGACAGCAUCCAUGCCUGUUCUUGAUAGGGAGCCGAGCAGACUUUCCUGGAGACAGAAGGGAUUUCCCUCCUUCAGCAGGGGUUCUUCUUCAUGUGGGAGUUCAAGCCUUUGUGGGAGUUCACAGGGCAGCCAAGAGUCCCUCCAAACUGGGUUUUUUCCCCCUCCGGAGCGCAGAGGAAGCCGGGAGAGAGCUCACAUCUCGCAGGCCCCACAGAAGGAACAAGCUGAACUCAGUUAUCUUGCUCCAGUCAAAAUUGGUUGGCUACCAGUCCAGAGGAGAGUGAUGGUGGCUGAUGCCUGCAAUCAAAACCAGUUUUUGGACCACACUGCUGGCCACGUUAAACUGAAACAACCCAUCACUCCAACAUUUCAGAAGAACAAAACAACACCAAAGACACAAGACGGAGAGGUGGAGAGAAGUCACACCGGUCCUGGUGUUUUGGGUGUGAAGACGUGGCAGGCACCUGAUCAAGGCUCUCGCAUUAUUAAACAGGUUCCAGAAAAACCGAGCUUUCCCUCUAAUGAAGGGGACAGACCUGUGGGCUGGCAAGCUCUGCGGAGAGGCUGGAAUAUCAACAGGGUGUCAACUUUCCCUGGAGGCAGUAAGUCCAAAGAGCUCCCCACAGGGACCAACUCAGACCCCAACGGGAAGUCCCCUCUGAUGAAAACAACCAGCAUAGAGCCCCCGAAGCAUUCUCCUCCACAUCACACAACUUCUGCUGAUCCCUACAGACCACACACUCCACUACAAGGCACAAACACCAACGAAACAUACAAGUCACACACUCCUUUGCAAAGGACGAGCGGCGUUCAGCCCAUAAAGGCAACAACCCCGCUGUGUGGAACAAACAGAAGCACACAGCCUUCACACAUACAGACGAGCUCCGCUGUGACUACGCUCAUCCCUCAGAACAAAGCUGGCUUCUCCUCCAUCACCAUCUCCUCCAGGAAAGUGAGCAGAUCAACCAGUCUGCCUGGCUCCAACAACUGUAGUCUACCUAGUUCCAACAUGGAUCCAAACUCCAGGCAGGUAACAGUGCAAAGGAAAGCCACUAUAGUCAAAGUUACAGAGAAAAGGGUGAUGUCCAGUCCUGUCCCAAGCACAGAAAUGACAGGGACUCCACCGACUAGCCACGGUUUGGACACUGUGGUCCACAGAAGAAAGGCCACCAUUAUCAAAGUGACAGAGCACAGGGAAAGCUACGGUCCAACUAAAGGAGGCUCCAGGCACCCAGAGUAUAGACACAGCUACACUGAGGGGCUGUAUAAGGACAACAGCACAUGGAAUCAGGGAAACCAUGAACAAAACAACACAGCAGCUUCCUAUAGCCAUCCGAAUUCCAAAGCAAACUCAGCCGCAGCACCAAACACAUUCACUUCAGAUCCAGGGAAAAACGGUGCACUGCACAGAUCCACGCUGAGUCUUUUUGUGAGCAACCCCCCUGCCAUAGCAGCGCCCGUUUCCUCAGAGGCUUCUCCAAAGGCUGUUGGACGGAGAUCGGACAGGCCGAGCAGACCACUGAGCUGCUAUGGCAGUGUGAUUGGACACACUGAGCCAAGCAAGGAGAAUGUGACACAACCGGCUGCCAGGAAAUGGAGCUUUGGGCUACCACAAGAGACCACUAUCAACCCUGUGAACUCCGACAGUAGCUUCAUCAGCCCUGGAAAAGCAGUGAAAGAAGCAGGUCAGCCAGUGGCAGACACCCUUAAAUCAAACGGCGGCGAAAAGGAAGGAUUGCCACCACCAGAGAAUGCGAUGAGGAGAGCGUCCCCCAGUCUAACUCUCAUCAAGGCCCCGGAUCCCCAUCAGUCUCCAGAGGAAGUGCUUGCCCUGAAUGCAGCUGCAAUCAUAGCAAAUAUCAAACUCCAAAGACAACUUAGUAAGAAGAAAACACCAAACGGAGACUCAGAGAAGGACUCAUCACCUCAAGAUAAUACUGUGACGGAUGAAGAGAAAUGCUUGCAUGUAUCCAAUGAAAGCCAAGUCGGGCUCCUCAGCCGGCCUCAUGCUGCAUUUGUUCCGCUGAAUCCUGAUCUUGAAAGGUCAGCUGGAACUGUUUCUCUUCAGCAAGCACUGCUGAGGUCCAAGCCGGACUUCAUCAGCCGUUCCCAGGGACGAGUGCGAGAGCUGGAGCGAAGGGCACAGGAGAGGAGGGAGCUGUCAGAAUCAAAGUUGGAUGCCGCAGUCAGGCAGGGGAGAACCCACAACAGCACCUGGACCACCUCUGUGAACGGUGACCUUUUCAGACUCAAAGACAAAGCCAUUACUGGGAAAGAGAUGCAGCCCAGAUCCAAGCGCCCUUUUGCGGAGGUGAAGAAGAAAAAGGACGAAGAGAAGAAGAAGGAGACAUGUUUAAGCAACAGGCAACGAGUAGAGCUUUUCAAAAAGAAACUGUUGGAUCAAGUUCUUCAAAGGAGCAGCAACUAAACGACCGAACAAAGAUGAAGAUGAUCACAUAGCAGACGGAUGAAGUGAAUUUUGCCCUUUGACAUUCUUGAAUAUGAAUCAAAAACAAAAAGCUCAUGAUAUAACUCUGCCGUCCUUCAGGUCCAGUUUGUUUCUCUCACGUUACAUUCAAGUUAUAUAGCUUCACAUCUGUUUUUCUAGGGGUUAAAUCUGUAGUGAAACCCAGAAGGUCGCUUAACAUACCGCUGAUUUGAGGGGUUUUCCGGAACUUUCAAGACUCUUUCUGCUUGUCUGGAUAAAAAAAUAUACAACCUUGUGCACAAAAAAAAGAACUUUUAACCUGGUUCUCUUAGUGCAACUUUACUGUAUUUCCAAAUGCAACACAAUAUGGUAAGCAAAUGUGGGCUAACUUUGUGCUCCAUAAAUAUAUCAUACAUAAUCUGAUUGUUUUGCCUUUGAGUUAUCUUAAUGUCUUGCAAAAGUCUGGCAAAAAGAUACAGAAGGGUGAUAAAGUGGAGGAAGAACCAGCAAAAGUGUGUCAGUGAGGGGUUAGCCCACCCUGUGCUGCCAGGACAACGUCAAUGUGCCUUCGUAUUGAUUUUACAACUCUCUAAAACUCUACUGGAGGGAUGGAGCACCAUUUGUAUUGAUUUCCAGUGACCCUUCGCUCUAAGGGACAAGCAGACCCAAGCGAUGCCAGCACAAUACCCUCCACAGCAUGACAGAGCCACCAGCCCGCCUGAAGGUUUAGAUUUUUCCUUUGUCAUCGGUCAAUCUUGUUUUGCUGCAAAAAAAGGAGUAACAGUUUGAGAUAGGAUCAAUGGUUUUAAAAAGCGGCCAGUGGACAGAAUGUAUUAGAUGUACUUGGGAAGCAGAGUCCUUAUUGGAUCUGGAAAUAUCUUCAAAACGGCGUUAAGCGCUGUUGAAUGACCUUCUGGGGUUUUUUGAAAGAUUGACUUAGAUUCGUCUUCAGAGAAAAACAGAUGUUUCUGUCACUUGGUCGUCUCAGCCACUCUUGCAGUGUGCAAUUACAAGCGAAGGAUGCCAAAAAGAUUGCAUGAAAUCACGUCUGAGCAUUCCGCUGCGGUUUGAAUGAUAUAUCACGCUGACUGAUAUCCUUUUGAUGCACCUUCUAAACCCAGUAAUGCGUGCAGUUUAUCAAUGUUAUCUCGUUUUCGCUUGAUUGCAGAUUGCCUUUUCUUUCCAGAAUACUUGGUGUAAUGGGAUGCAGAGGAGCCUCUCGCUGCAUGAUGAAGUGCUCACACAACCACUUUCACAUGAUCUCAUGUGAUGUGAAGCAGCUAUAAGACGGAAUCAUUCAUUCUGCUUCACGGUCCCGUCCAGGACAGUCUUCCAGCGCGUCAUCCUCAUUAUACAUCCAAUAAGCAGAAAGAAUCCUGGAGUGGGCCCUGCCAUCGCUCAGUGCCAGCUAUUAGCUUGUAAGACGGAGGAAUGUGACCUCUUCUCACUGGAAGCUCGCUGUUAACGGACAGUGCUGCUGAAUGGAGCCUUUGUUUUGCCUUUGUUUCAUCAUGGACCGGGCCUUUGCCGUUGCAGAUUUAGAUUCGUGCGUUUUGAUCCAAAGCGAAUUCACUUGGAGGGAGGGAGGGAGGGAGGGAGGGAGAGGUUGCUGCUCGGUUAUAUGAGGGAGGAAUCAAAAGAGAUGCGUUGCUUGUUUUUGGGGGUAACAGACAACAUGGCAGCAGCUCUUUUCAUUCCUCCUAAUUGUUAUUUUACUCAUUAGCCUUUAAGUUUGAGUUCUCUCACAGUCCAGCUGUUUCAUCCAUCUUCAUUUUCACUCAUGUCUCGUGGAAAACAGAUGGUUGCGACUAUUUUUGUAAUCCUCUUUUCAUGGCAGUGCAAUUACAUGUGUGGGUGUGUUUGGACAGUAGGGGUGUAUUAAUAACAGCAUCCGUGGUUCAUUACAAUAAAGUAGAAUAGGACACUUAUGAAGCAUGGAUGCUGUUGGAAGAGUGUCUUUUUGUUGUCUGUGUGUGGGUUUUUUUUUCUAUUUAAAGCUGUUUCUAUGCAUUGGUCAAACCACCAGCAUCGUUGUACUGUGCAGUGGCCUAAAACACCAAACAUAUGAACUCUUUAUACUUCAGCGAUUUGAUAUUUGAAUAUAAAAUAUGGAUUUUAUAUCUGAA